Molecule: messenger RNA, 1074 nt
Organism: Emiliania huxleyi CCMP1516
Lineage: Eukaryota; Haptophyta; Isochrysidales; Noelaerhabdaceae
Exons: 1
Coding region: 1-1074 (357 amino acids)
Molecular function (GO): protein binding
Source: RefSeq, a predicted model, not a curated record
AUGGACGCCGAGCUAGAUGCCGAGCCUCCUUGCCUUGCAGAUCUCAAUGACGACCUGUUGCGGAAGAUUGCCAGUCGGCUUGCCGAGUCUGACCUGGCUUCCGCCGUCGCCCUCAAACGAUGCAGCAGCCGCUUCAAGGACCUCGCCACCCCGCUGGUGGCAAACGCCGUUUCAAGGAUAAACACGAAGUGGCGGGAUGCGGCAGACAAAAUCGGCAUGAAGGGCGCUGCUCGGAUCAGAGGCGGACUCGAGCGCAACGAGGUGCUGACCACCCUCGCGCUCCCGCACAACAACAUCGGCGCGGAGGGCGUAGCCGCGAUCGCGGAGGCGCUACGCGGCAACGCGGUGCUGACCACCCUCGACCUGAGCGGCAACGAGAUAUGCGGCAUUGACGAGGACGGUGAUGGUGAGUACGAUGCGUCCGGCAUCGUUGCGCUCGCGGACGCCCUCAAGGUCAACGGGGUGCUGACCACCCUCAACCUCGCCAACAACCAGAUCCGCGACCAGGGCGCCGCUGCGAUCGCGGAAGCGCUGCGCGGCAACGGGGUGGUGACUGAGCUAGACAUCUCCUGGAACCAGAUCGGCCCCACGGGUGCCACCGUGAUCGCCGACGCCCUUCGCGUCAACGGGGUGCUGACCACCCUCAACCUCCGCUACAACGGCAUCGGCAACGAGGGCGCCGCCGCCCUCGGCGAGGCGCUGCGGGGCAACGGGGUAUUGACCAACCUCAACCUCGGCCAGAACUACAACAUCGGCGACGAGGGUGCCAAGGCGCUAGCAUCCGUUCUUCGCGUCAACGGGGUGUUGACCGAGCUCGACAUCGGCUGGAACAGUAUCGGCCCCGAGGGCGGCGUCGCGAUCGCCGAGGCGCUGCGCUGCAAUGGGGUGCUGACCAACCUCGAGCUCAUGGGCAACAACGUCGGCGACGAGGGCGCCACUGCGCUGGCCUCCGCUCUUCGCGUCAACGGGGUGCUGAAAAGCAUCAACCUCGAGUACAACAAGUUGGGCGACGAGGGGAAGGGAGCGAUUUGGGAUGCGGUGAGCGGGCGGCUAGGGUUCGAAAUGGUUGGGUAG